AAAAUCACCCUUCAGUCAUAUUAUAGCUCAGAAAUAUAUUUAAACGAUAAAAGAAUAUUAUUACAUCCAUGAAUGAAUGAUAGAACAGAUUUUAGUUUUUAAAAUUCUAUUGAGAAAGUAAGUCAGUCGAAACUAAUUUGUAUUUAAAAAUAACUGGAACGUUGAAAAAUAAUGUCAGGGAUAAAAAGCGCACUCUAUAUUGUCAUAUGUUUAGAGAAAAUCACAUCAUCGUCACCAAAGACGACAAUGAAUUAAAAACAAUAUCGUAAACAAUCUUUAAAUACAAACUAUUACACUGCACAAUUAUUCUAACAAAAAAUAAGUAUAUCGAAAAUUAAAUUUUAAUAAAAAACGAAAUGAACAUUAACAGUGUUUUGUUAUAGUUUAACGAAAUCUAUGGAUCCUUAACAGAGUUUCGAUGAAUAAUUGGAAAAUAAGAAAGAAAUCGUUUGUUUAUCAAAUCAAAAAAUUGGAAAGAAUCGAUGGCUAGUCGAUUUUUUCCGUGGCUAGCCUUAAUUCUUGUUCACCCCUGUCGUUCAGGUGGCAGAAUCGGUAAACAGAAAAAUGAAGUUAACUUCGCGUUACAGGGUUGACGGGGAUAAGGGAACGUGUUCAACGUAACUCGCUAGGGUGGACGGAUACAUUUUCCGCUACUUAACGGAUUUCAUGCUCAAGUAUCAAAGAGAUCUCGUCCUUGCUCUAAUCAGCAUAGUUUAUUUAUAGAAAGAGACAUUGGUUUUGAAAAUUUUCUUAGAAUCGUUGCGUUUUCGCAUACCCCAUGACAGACGUACAUAAAGUGGACAAAAUUAAAGGGUUAACGAUUGAACUUGGAUGACAGAAGUAGGGACCGUGACACAGUAUAUCCAGUAGCGCAACUCUAAAACUUAUGAAGCCAAGAAAUGAGUACGCAUGCGCGGAAUCAGCGAGUGUGGCAUCGCUGAGCGUUUCCGCUUCCGGCGCUCGAUUUUAAAUUGUUUAUAAUUCUAUUUAAUCGUUCUGAUUUUCAAUUGUUCUUCCUCCUCCGGCAUUGAACGAAGCCGUGAGAUUUUUGAAUCGCACCCUUGUACUGUUUCUCCUAAAGUCGUUUAGUUUACGCGUGGACGUUUUAGUGUUAAUCCUAUUUUAGUUAUUUGUUCAAACUGUUUGUAAGCCUAGUUAUUAGUGUGUCGCGUUUGGACGUCGUCGCCUUCUUGGCCGUUUUGACUUUUGUGUUUCGUUAUUGUUCUUUGUAUUAUACGUGUUGUGAAAACUCUAAUAGUUGUUUUAACCCUUUGACUGAUCCGAGAACUCUGAGAUACUGCCGUGUACGAAUUAUAUGCGUGUAGUGAGGUGAAGGUAAAAGGAACACGCCUUUACUGACAGUGGAAAUCUUACCAACCACACAAUCUGCAUUAUCACCCCACACGAGUAAAUAUACUAACGUCGUCUGAACUCUUUUCUCAUUUACUCCUUCAUUUUUUACACUCUCUCUCUUUCUCAGCAUUUGUUUUUUUAAAAACCUCUAUCAUAUAUGUAUACUUAUAAUUUUUUUUAUUAUUAUUUCCUUAGGAUUGAACAUUCUAUACAAUGAUAAGGCUAAUACAACCAAAUCAAAUCAAGAAUAGCAGAGAAAAAUAAAGUUAUAUAAAAAACAAUGUUGCACUUUUUAAAAGAGAAAAAAGUUUAAAUGACGAUACUAAAUUUACUCGCUGACUUCGCGCAUGCGUACUCAUUUUAGGCUUCACAUACAUCAAAGGUACCGACAGAGAGUUGCACUACUGGAUAUACUGUGGGUGUGACGUUUAUAAGUGCAUGACAGAAUUCGCUAUGUGUCUAUCCUUUAUCGGCUUAUCUCCCAUCAUUACAUCUGAUCAGAUGACUCUUAUCGCGUUAUCGCAACAACGCUUACUGUACGAGAUCCUAAUCAGGAAAAUCAAGUGAUAUGAAAUCGAAGAAUCGCAAUUUAGAAGCAUUACUGCAAAAGCCGAAACGUGUACUCGCGAAAAAACAUAAGUCUAAAUUCCUAAUGUCACUUCCGCCAGAUGAACGACUCAAGUUAGAGACAGUACUGGCUGUUAACCAUCGACGAAUGGCGGAGGCACGUCAGCAGGCACUGUUGAGGGAACCACCGGAAAUAUCGUGGGAGAACACAUUGGGAGCACCAAACGGUGUACCCUUCGAUGACGACACCAAGGAACUGUUGAGAAAAUGCAUCGACGUUUCAACACCGACACCCACGACCCUUCCACAAAUCAUCAAACGAAGCGAAGCUUUCCCUAUCAAAUUUCCAGUUAACACCAUUAGAUGUUCUGCAUUGAGAGACAGAGGAAUUAGCACCGACAUACUCGAGAUGAACGCGAAUUCCGUGUAUCCCCUUAUACACGAGGCGAUGUUACCAUUAAUCGCUCGGUGGUUGAAGCACAAACGAAACUACGGCAGUGCUAUAGAAAGAGCGAUGUAUCAGGAUAUGGGAUUGAUACAAUUCAUUCAUAGAUUGCUAGAAAAACGAGCCGUGCAUUUCUUUGGAUCUGAGGAUCGAUGGAAAUUGAUCGAUGGUAAAACAGGUGUCGAUGGAUGGGAGAACGUUGGUACGGACAAUGAGAAGGAACCGCUGGUGUUAACGAAAUGUUUGUCAUACGAUGAAAUUAAACUGUCCGCAAUGUUGGCGAUGUCUUCUCACACUGAAUUCAUAAACGACGGCUCGCGAGACAAUAGAGGCAUCGUGACUAACGAUCCAGACUCUGUACAGCCGAGAGGAGUGAUUAUAGGUGUCGUGGGAACAAGAUUUGAGCGACCUCGUGUGAUGGAGUACCAAGACAUACUUAUUACUCCUUUGCAAAACACAGUGGAUAAUGGAUAUGGGCCCACUGCAAACUCGAACUCGGAGGAGGCGCACGAUUUGAGGAUUACAUGGGCAAAUUUUUACAGCGAAAACUAUCAUCCAGUGUACGAAGAAACCGUAAAACGGGUUAAAUCGAAAGAUAAUAAAAGAUACCUUUCGUUGACCAGCCAGACUAUCUUUGAUAUCGAGAGUUACAUGAAAAGAAUAUUGGUAACUGUGGAAAUUAUACUGCUCGAAGCGAAUAGUCGAGCUGAAAAGCAGAACACGACUGCAUUUUUGCAUGUUGUAGGCUUCGGUCUCGGUGUGUGGAGAGUACUUCAGGAUCAAGAAAUAUACUUUCUAAAAACAUUCGAGAUCGCUAUAAAAAAGAUGAACAAGAAACUUAGAUACGUGUCGGACAUAAUGUUCGGAUAUUUCCAUCAGACGAAAUGCGGCGACGCAGGAAACGGCGACUAUCUCGGAGAUAUAAGGAUUCACUUCGCAAUCAGGGAACCUCACAGCAAAUUGUUCCGAGCAACCGAUGCUAACAAGCUUCUCGUAGUGACGUACGCUUGGGAUGGAAAUGCGCUACCAGGAAACGAAUUCUGGAGCGGACAUUUAUCAUCGAGCGGCGAUCCUGCGGCAGCUUGCAGUACUCAGAUCGCAGAAUUGCACACUGCCAGAAUAAAUCCUCGAGCUUGCGGUGCUAGUUUGCACGUCGCGUCGGCUGAGCACGGUAUUGUGCACAUAUCUGAUUACGCGAAGCUACAUCUUGCUUAGCAGGAGAAGGCCUGCCCAAUGGGCACCGGUCAGCGCAGACCAUCUCGCUCUCCUCGCAGUCAAAGAAGUCGUAGCGCGGACGUAGAUUGUUUG
This is a messenger RNA of Osmia bicornis bicornis, 3673 nucleotides long. RefSeq lists its product as uncharacterized. The coding region runs from base 1922 to 3580 and encodes 552 amino acids. NCBI's taxonomy places the organism in Eukaryota, Metazoa, Arthropoda, Insecta, Hymenoptera, Megachilidae. The transcript is spliced from 10 exons. The record is from RefSeq and is a predicted model, not a curated record.